Messenger RNA from Cucumis melo (muskmelon), 2423 nucleotides. Its product is annotated as subtilisin-like protease SBT5.3. NCBI's taxonomy places the organism in Eukaryota, Viridiplantae, Streptophyta, Magnoliopsida, Cucurbitales, Cucurbitaceae. Gene Ontology annotation, biological process: proteolysis. The record is from RefSeq and is a predicted model, not a curated record. Gene Ontology annotation, molecular function: serine-type endopeptidase activity. Bases 1 to 2331 code for a protein of 776 amino acids. The transcript is spliced from 10 exons.
AUGGAGGCUUCCAAUCUUUCUCCAUUGCUUUUGUUCUUUUUCUACUUCUCUCUAUUGCAAACUUCCACCAUUGCCACCAAAAAGUCUUACAUCGUUUACUUGGGUUCGGAACAUUCCUCGUCUUUGGAUCCUUCCUCUUUAUCAGAGCAUUCCCAACAAGUUACUGCAUUACAUUAUGAUUUGUUGGGAUCUUCGUUGGGAAGUAAAACGAUGGCUGAGGAAGCGAUUUUCUACUCAUAUACAAGAAGUUUCAAUGGUUUCGCUGCCAUACUUGAUGACAAAGAAGCUGAAAAUCUAGCAAGAAACCCUAAGGUGAUAUCAGUGUUUGAAAAUAAGGCAAGAAAAUUGCACACAACACGUUCUUGGAACUUUCUUGGAGUGGAAAAUGAUAUCGGAAUUCCUUCAAAUUCCAUUUGGAAUGCUGCAAAGUUUGGUGAAGAUGUAAUCAUAGCCAACAUUGACACAGGUGUUUGGCCAGAAUCAAAGAGCUUUAGUGAUGAAGGGUAUGGACCUGUGCCAUCAAAAUGGAGAGGCAUUUGUCAAACUGACUCCAACUUCCAUUGCAAUAGGAAGCUUAUUGGAGGAAGAUAUUUCCACAAAGGAUAUGAAGCAGCCGGAGGCAAACUCAACGCCACUUUACUCACCGUACGCGACCACGACGGCCAUGGAACCCACACUCUCUCAACCGCUGCCGGAAACUUUGUCACCGGAGCCAACGUUUUUGGCCAUGGUAAUGGCACGGCCAAAGGUGGUGCUCCGAAGGCUCGCGCCGUUGCCUACAAGGUCUGCUGGCCUCCGCUCUUUGACUCACAAUGCUUCGACGCCGAUAUUCUUGCCGCCUUCGAAGCCGCUAUUGCCGAUGGAGUCGACGUGCUAUCAACUUCCCUUGGUGGAGCAGCCGACGAAUAUUUCAACGAUCCACUUGCUAUCGCCGCCUUCCUCGCCGUUCAACGAGGCAUUCUCGUUGUCUUCUCUGGUGGCAAUUCCGGUCCUUUCCCAAUGACCGUCACCAAUGUUUCCCCUUGGGUAUUCACCGUCGCGGCCAACACCAUAGACAGAGAUUUCGUCAGUUAUGUGGGGCUUGGAAACAAGAAACACGUCAAGGGUGUAAGCCUUUCUUCAGUUGCUUCAUUACCAAAGAAGUUCUAUCCAUUGAUCAAUUCAGUGGAUGCAAAAUUCAGCAAUGUCACCGAAUUCCAUGCUCAAUUUUGCGGCAAGGGGACGCUUGAUCCAAUGAAAGUAAAGGGAAAGAUAGUGAUUUGUCAAGUAGGGGAGACCGAAGGAGUAGACAAGGGCUACCAAGCUUCUCUAGCUGGUGCCGCAGGAGUAAUUGUAGCUAACGAUAUCGAAAAAGGAGACGAAAUCUAUCCCGAAUUACACUUCAUUCCCGCUUCGGAUAUUACGAAUACCGACGCACAAAUAGUCCAAAAGUACCUCAAAUCCACCAAAACACCAAUAGCUCAUUUAACCAGUGUCAAAACAUUGUUGAGUGUCAAACCAGCUCCAAUCAUUGCUACCUUCUCAUCUAGAGGCCCCAACCCAAUUGAUAGUACCAUUCUCAAGCCUGAUGUCACAGCCCCUGGUGUGAAUAUACUGGCUUCUUAUCCCACUGGAAUUGCUCCGACGUUCUCCGCUGCUGACCGGCGGCGUAUCCCAUUUAAUGUUAUCUCUGGUACUUCCAUGUCUUGUCCUCACGUUGCCGGUAUCGCCGGUCUUGUUAAGUCCAUUCAUCCUAAUUGGAGCCCUGCUGCUAUCAAAUCUGCUAUUAUGACUACUGCCAAAACAAGAGGCAACAACAACCAAACAAUCCUCGACUCAACGAAACUCAAGGCCACACCUUACGCUUAUGGUGCAGGACAAGUAUAUCCAAACGAUGCAGCGGACCCCGGCCUUGUUUAUGAUAUCACUAUUAAUGACUACUUAAACUUCUUGUGCGCUCGAGGCUACGAUGCAAUGAAAAUUAAAAAAUUCUAUGCUAAGCCAUUUAACUGUGUUAGAUCGUUCAAAGUCACGGAUCUCAACUACCCGUCGAUCUCGGUCGGGGAGCUGAAAAUUGGUGCUCCUUUGACAAUCAAUAGAAGAGUUAAGAACGUGGGAAGUCCAGGGACGUAUGUCGCACGGGUCAAAGCGUCACCCGGUGUUGCGGUUACGAUCGAGCCGAGCACGUUGGUGUUUAGAAGUGUGGGUGAAGAGAAGGGGUUUAAGGUUGUAUUGCAAAACACAGGAAAAGUGAAAAGUGGAGAUGUGUUUGGAACAUUGAUUUGGUCUGAUGGGAAGCACUUUGUUAGAAGUCCCAUUGCUGUGCAUUUGGGACCCGGCAUUGGAAAUUAAUUUGUGGCUUAAUUUCAACUUAAUUACACCAAUAAAUUUUGGGUUUUAUUAAUUUAAAUCAUCAACUAAUUUAAAUAAUGAAUUAAACUUUG